Linum tenue is the source of this 361-nucleotide messenger RNA. NCBI's taxonomy places the organism in Eukaryota, Viridiplantae, Streptophyta, Magnoliopsida, Malpighiales, Linaceae. The record is from the annotation of a GenBank genome assembly.
CUGUCAAGAUGCUAAGGAAGAAGAUGCAGGUGUUCAUGAAAGCAAAGCAGAUGAUGCAGAGCUGGAGUGAACUUGUCGAUCUGCAGGAUGAAGAAGACAGCAGAGAAACGCGUUUCGGACUUGAAGACGAUUCGCUGUAUGGGAAGCGUUUCGAGCCUUCGUCCGGAACGCGGUGUCGUUUUGUUUAGUUACCUGCGUUGUAAUAAGAAUAGUUGAGUUAGUUUCAUUUCCACCUGUCGUUGUAAGCCACGUGUUGUGGUGAACUUAAUUUACCGUUGGAACAGUAAAUUCGGAAAUGGAUAAAACCAGAGAAACCCUGAGCAGCUGCUCUUUGCGGGUUUCCGAUCAAAAACCUUUGCCC